UGGAAAAAGGAGGUCAGUCAAACACCGAGUCCCGCCUUCUAAGAUUGGCGCGUAACCUAGCAACACAGGGACCGCCGAGUUGGUUAAUUGUGGGCAGAGAAACUUGCGGCUUGAGGAGCCGGGUUGCUGAUUGAAAAGCCAACGGAGUCUUGAGUUGGGUGACGUCUCGGUGCCAGGGUAUAUAGAGAAAAGCCAGCCGCUCCAGACAUGGCCUUGGACAUCUACAGCAUGGCCCCUUCCUACCAAGGGCUGGCCAUCCAAAGAAUCCCACUGAAAACAGACAUAAUCCCAGCUGAGCCGAUGAAGACCUUGGCACCAUCCAAAUCUAAGCUCAGCACCAUUGAGGCCAAGAGAAUCAUGUCAGUCUUGGAUGAGGCCAUACAAAAAGUGGGGUUGAUGACCCUGAUGUCCUACGUGGAGACCCACCCAGAGGCUCUGGAGGGAAUGUUCCCUGAAGACUUGGUGAGGGCCAUCAGAGAACAUCUGGACAUUGGCCAGGUCCUUCUGGAGGGUGCCAGCAUCCUGCAGGAGAAACAAAAACAGCUGGAGGAAGAGAAGGAGGAAGCCGAGGAAUCCUGGUGCCGAGAUCGCCUACUGUCCUUAGAACUGUGCAAGGCCAACCUGUGGUCACUGGCACACCAGUUCCGAGACUCCACCAAGGCCGUCUUGAGGAUCCUGUUCAGCAACUCCCAGAUCAUCACGAUGAUGCAGGUGCAUGCACCAGGCAGAAGCCCCGGGGCCCAGCGCCUCCUCGAGGGCCUGGUGGAGCUUCGGGGCUACCUCUUUGAAAAGCUCCUCACCAGCCCUAUGGAAGUAAGGGAGAAGAACCAAUUCAUACAGGACAUCAACCGGAGGAAUGCAAGGAACCAGGAAGUCAUCGACGCCCUCCAGACCGAGCUGGCGGAAGUGCUGAAGAAUAAGGAGUCAGAGGUGGAGAAGGAGAAGUUUGUGAUCCAAGAGCUGAAGAACCACCUGCACCAGGUGUUCAAGUUCUCGGAGAGCAGCCUCCUCCGCACGAAGCAGGAGGCGGAGAAGCAGCAGAAGGUGGAUUACCGAGCCUCCCAGGCGCGGCUGGCCAAGAUACAGCAAGAGAUCCUGGCACUUCGCGCGCAGUACCACAACCUGGUCAUGGAGAAUCGGGAGGUGGAGCAGGCCCUGAGGAAGAAAAAAUAUAAAGUGGAGACAGAAAUUGAGAACUGGAUCCAGAAAUACGACAUGGAGAUGAGCGAGAAGCAGGACGAAUAUGAAGACCUGGAGAGCAUCCACAAGGAGGAGAAACUGCAGCUGGAGGAGCUAAAGGAGAGGCAUGCGGUGCUGGUGGAGGAGUUCGCCCAGAUCCGUGCUGAGAGCGAGAUCAACUCCAAGAAGCGGGUGGAGGCGGAGCGCGAGAUGGUGCGCAUGGUGAGGGCGGCCACUCUCAUCCAGGCCGUGUGGAAGGGCUACCUGGUACGCUCCAUGCUCAGAUCCAGGAAGAAGAAGCGGGGCAAGGGCAAGGGCAAAGACAAGGUGAAGGGCAAGGAGAAGAGCAAGGAGAAGGGCAAAGAGGAGAAGGGCAAGGAGAAGAAGGCCAAGGGCAAGGGCAAGGGCAAAGGCAAAAAGAAGUAACCAUUGCCUGGCACGGCCCCGCCCCUGCCCAGCCUCAACCACGCCCUGCCCAGUCUGAGUGAUGCCCCCACCCCGCCCCAGCCUUUUCAUCUCUGGCUUUAAUGAUGGCCAAAAAUACAAAUAAUAAUAAAAAACAUUUAAACCAUA
Molecule: messenger RNA, 1752 nt
Organism: Mesocricetus auratus (golden hamster)
Lineage: Eukaryota; Metazoa; Chordata; Mammalia; Rodentia; Cricetidae
Gene: Drc10
Product: IQ motif containing D
Exons: 5
Coding region: 208-1605 (465 amino acids)
Molecular function (GO): protein binding
Source: RefSeq, a predicted model, not a curated record